AGGUUAGGAACUCGAACCGACAACACCAGGACUAAGGAAUAUAUUACACAUUUAACCCCACACGGAUACAGGGACUUUCCAAUAUGGUUCGGGUUUUUUCACCCUUCUGUGUUUUGGUGCUGCUUGCUGCUGUUGCUGUUGCGAUUACAAACUCUGAGCCUCUUGUAAGAAAAAGAAGAGAGUGGAUUCUCCCUCCAAAGCCACUAGUGGAAAAUAAAGACUAUACCAAAGAGGAAUAUAUAGCAAAGAUUCGUUCAGAUUGGGAAGAUGGGAGAGGCAACAUCGAUUACAGUCUGGAAGGCGCUGGUGCAAGUCAGCAUCCCUUUCAUGUGUUUAGAGUCGACCCUAAAACUGGAUUUAUACGAGUAACACAAAUACUUGACAGGGAGAAGAUCGCUACCUAUAAUCUGUCAGGUGUUGCCAAGUUCAUUGAUGGAAGUCAUGCAGAAGAAAAAAUUGACAUACGAAUCAAGGUUGUGGACGAGAAUGACAACAGUCCGGUAUUUGAAGAGAUGAAGCCAGUUAAAGUGAAAGAGCACAGUCGAGUAGGAACUGAAGUUACGAAAGUCAAAGCAACUGAUGCUGAUGAACCAGGGAAUGAAAACUCUCAAAUCGCCUACACACUUGUGAAACAGACUCCAGAUGAUGACAUGUUCUAUAUCAAAAGAGAUGGAACUCUCUGUGUUAAAAGGGACACCCUUGACAGAGAGACAACAAGUCAGUACCUUCUGACAGUGAAAGGUCAAGACUUAAACGGCAGCCCAAUGGGAAACACUGGAACAGCCACUGUUACCAUAAACGUCAUAGAUGUGAAUGACCACCCUCCCGUUCUGGAAAAGAAUGAGUAUGAUGGCAGAAUCAAGGAAAACACAUAUGGUGUGGAGGUAAUGAGACUCAAAUCACUGGACGAGGAUCAGGUGGGAACUAAAAACUGGGAGGCUGUGUAUGAUAUCAUCAAAGGCAACGAGGCCGGGUACUUCAGCAUCAGAACAGACCCCAAAACUAAUGAAGGCAUCCUGAUGCUCGACAAGGCUGUUGAUUAUGAAGAUGUGAAGGAUCUCGACCUUGGAAUAAUUGUGAGGAAUGUGGCUCCACAAUAUGACGGAUCUACAGAUUUCGAUCAAACUGGAUUUGGUUUCGGACCAGGAGCAGGUGUAGCAGGUGUUGCCGGCGGAGAGGGAGGAGAUGUAAUAACUGGAGCUUCCGCAGGUGGAGGUGGUGGUUCUAUAGUAACUGGGGCAGCUAUCCCUGGAGUGGGUAUAAGUGGAGGGGCAGGUGUAGAACCUGGUGUAAGACCCGGCACAGGACCUGGUGUAGGACCCGGCACUGGACCUGGUGUAGGACCCGGCACAGGACCAGGUGUAGGACCAGGCGGAACAACUGGUGGCAGUACAACACCAGUUAAAGUGUAUUCUGUCAAAAUAAAUGUGGACAACGAGCCGGAGGGGCCAAGUUUUAACCCAGAAAUCAAAGCUAUUCCGAUCUCAGAGGGAGGAGACGUCAACAUUGACGACGUCAUAGGACUCUACCCUGCCAUAGAUGAAGACACUGGGAAACCAGCUGAGAAUGUCCAGUACGCAAAGGGCUUGGACCCUGCCAACUGGCUGAUCAUCGACCCAAAGACAGCUAAGAUCAAACUGAACAAAGUUCCUGACAGAGAGUCUCCAUACCUGGUCAACGGGACAUACUACGCUAAAGUUUUGUGCAUUUCACAAGACAUGCCCGGUAAAACAGCCACCGGUACCAUAGCGAUACAGGUCAAGGACUUUAAUGACCACUGCCCCACCCUGACCAGUAACAUCCAGACUAUGUGUCUCCAGCAAGACGCAGUUAUUGUGAAUGCGAAAGAUGAGGAUGAUGUCCCGAACGGAGCUCCUUUCCAGUUUAACAUCAUCGAAGAGGGAACUCAGGGCAAAUGGCAGGCGGAACAUUUGAAUGCCACUGCAGCCAUCCUGAGGGUCCAUGAGAACUUGUGGCCUGGUGAAUACGAAGUGGAAUUGGAAGUGACAGACUUGCAAGGACACAGCUGUCCUGAACCACAGAGAGUGACGGUCCAAGUUUGUACCUGUGAGGAUGGAGUGAUGUGUGGAAAACGAGGAGCCCAUGGUCAAACCAGCAAAUCGGCACAGUUAGGACCUGCAGCCAUUGGACUGAUGUUCCUGGGUCUGCUGCUGUUACUACUCCUCCUUCUGCUGUUGCUCUUCUGCCGCUGUGGGGGUGUUGGUGGUCUGUCAUCUGCCUUUGCUGACAUACCUUUUGACACCAAAUCACAUCUCAUUAACUACCACACUGAGGGCCAGGGUGAGAACACGGAUGUUCCACUAAUGAAUGUGCCAGUCGCAGUGGAAAUGGGGUCUGCUAGUAAAACUUUAGCAGUACCAGUAAUGACAGAAAUUGGAUUAGAAAGAUCUGUCAUGGAUGGGAUGCUUGUCAUGGAUGGGAUGCAUUCCAUGGGUUCUGGUUAUGGAGCUGCCACCAUGGAAGGAACAUGGAGGAACAUUGCCAGUGGCAGAGAUUUUUCCUAUGAGUUUGAAGGCAGAGAAUCAAGAGGAAUGUUUGACCACAUGGCUCUGCCAGACCACUUCCUGGAACAGUACUACACUGAGAAGUUAUCAAGAGGAAUGGACAUCCAUGGAGUGAAGGACAGUCUCUUGGUGUAUGACUAUGAGGGCCAGGGUUCCUCUGCUGGCUCAGUGGGCUGCUGUAGUAGCCUGGGCGCUGACAACGACCUGCAGUUCCUCAGUGAUCUCGGACCAAAGUUUAAGACUCUGGCUGAGGUGUGCGGUGGUAAGAUCUCAACUGAAGUCAAACCAGUGAUCACUCCACUGCCCUCCACCUCCAUCCACACUGAGAUAAAACCAGUGAUCCCUCCAAUGCCCAGUGCAACCAUCAACACUCACACCUCAGUGUCCACUGUGGUGUCCAACCAACAGCUGCCCCCUCCACCCAAGCCUGAGACGACCAUAUCCAAAACUGAGCGCACAGUGGUCAAGGAGACAUCCGAGCGCUCUCAGAUAGUGAAAGAGAACACAGAGUCAGAACACAGAGACAGUGUAAGAGAACGGGUGAACAGAGUGAACGAAGGCAUGACAAAUCAAGGCCAGGUGCUUAUGCUGCAGCAGCAGCAGCCUGUCUACUACACCACCACCCCUAUGCUGCAGCCCAUGCACUAUGUAGUCCAGCCACAGGUUCCAAACACUGUGCUUCUGGCUGAAGCACCAGCCACUAACCUACAAGGAAUGGUGCUGGUUAAUGGAACUCAGACCGUCCCCACCCAAGGUCUGGUUGUCCAAGGUCAGACAAUGAUGGCCACUGGCCAAGCUCCUGGACCCAGCAUGGUGCUGGUUGACAACAGCCAAGUCCAAGGGGCCACAACCAACUUGGUCCACACUGGUCCCCUGUCUGGUUCCCAUUCUAUGCUGGUAGUGGAUGGAGCAGUUCCAUCAGGGUCCAAACAGGUGCUGACGGGCAGUCAGACCUGCCUUGUGCAAGGAGCCACUUUACAGCCAGGGGGGCUGUCAGGAUAUCAAAGAGGGCUUUCAGGAUCUCAGAGAGUUCUUGUGGUUGAAGGGUCACCACGUUUGAAGAAGGACUUAUCUGGCUCUAACAGACUCCUCCACAGUAAGAGCAGCACAUCCCUAUCCUCUGCCACAGUAAACACACCACCCACCUACCGAAGGGUGGUGGUGCAAGAGACCAAAGAAAUUACCAAAUGACAAGGAUUAUAAUGACAACAGUGAACUUUUCAUAGCUGGCGAUGGGGCUAUCCCUGGUUUAGGAGCAGAUUGAAUCAUUGGAGGACUCAACUGACAAUGGAGAGAAGACAGGAAAACCCAAAAUCAGUGGUCUCUCUACGAACACUCGUCUCCAGUACAUUGUUUAAUAUAUCAAGGAAAGGGAAAGCAAAUUUUAAAAAAAAAUUGUAUAUCAAAUACAAAUAUACUACACACCAAAUGUUUUUAUAUUGCUGUCUCUUUCAUUUCCUCUUUGUGCACUGACUCAGAAUGUAUACACAGCUUCCAUAAUGCAUUAUUUAAGGGAAUGUAAUGCCAUUACGUCAGUGGUGUUUAAACUUCAGCUGAGCUCCACAUUUAUGUGAUGUUACAUGACUGUUACAUAUGUUUGUUACAUUUGUCUUAUGGCAUGUGGGGUUUGUUUUUAUCUUUAUGUUGUUUUAUACUACUAAGAAUAAAGUUUUGUGAA
This is a messenger RNA of Sphaeramia orbicularis (orbiculate cardinalfish), 4203 nucleotides long. Its product is annotated as desmoglein-2-like. Bases 84 to 3716 code for a protein of 1210 amino acids. Gene Ontology annotation, biological process: homophilic cell-cell adhesion. The record is from RefSeq and is a predicted model, not a curated record. Gene Ontology annotation, molecular function: calcium ion binding. Lineage: Eukaryota; Metazoa; Chordata; Actinopteri; Kurtiformes; Apogonidae. Gene Ontology annotation, cellular component: desmosome; plasma membrane. The transcript has 14 exons.